GCAGGCAGCCGGCACCAUGUCAGAGACUUACGAUUUCCUGUUUAAAUUCCUGGUUAUCGGCAGCGCGGGAACAGGGAAGUCAUGUCUUCUUCAUCAAUUCAUUGAAAACAAAUUCAAACAGGAUUCCAACCACACCAUUGGCGUUGAGUUUGGAUCAAAAGUAGUUAACGUCGGGGGCAAGAGUGUUAAACUACAGAUUUGGGACACGGCAGGGCAAGAACGUUUCAGGUCAGUAACAAGGAGUUACUACCGGGGAGCGGCAGGGGCACUUUUGGUCUAUGACAUUACAAGCCGCGAGACAUACAACGCACUCACAAACUGGUUGACGGAUGCCCGAACCCUCGCCAGCCCUAAUAUCGUCAUUAUUCUCUGCGGCAACAAGAAGGAUCUGGACGCGGAUCGAGAGGUCACGUUCCUGGAGGCGUCGCGCUUUGCACAAGAAAACGAGUUGAUGUUCCUGGAGACCAGCGCGCUGACUGGAGAAAAUGUGGAAGAAGCAUUUCUGAAGUGUGCAAGGACUAUCUUAAAUAAAAUUGAAUCGGGCGAGCUCGACCCUGAACGCAUGGGCUCGGGGAUCCAAUACGGUGAUGCUUCACUACGCCAGCUCCGACAGCCCAGGAGCACGCAGGCACAGAACAGACAGCAGUGCAACUGCUAGGCACAGAGGUGGGGUCCUGAUGCUGCAGAACUCGUGCAAAAGCAGUGCUGCAAGUUGAUCAGUUUGCCGGUGACCUGUGGACCAGAGGGUAAAGCACUGCCCGUGGUUGAUGUCUCUGUGGCUUGGUGCCUUGCCCUGCGGUCUAGUGAUCCUCCCUGUACAGUAUACUGUGUGUCAUCUGCCUGUUUAGUGAGCAAAUCCUUUCAAUUCCAAUGUUUUAUAUUGCUGUACUCCUUUAGGUUGGCCACCCUAAGCCACAUGACUCCAGCGGGUGCACAGAAGGAAAAUAUUAUCCUCUUUUUAUCAAAAAAAAAGAGACCACACGAUAAGGUGUGUGGAAUGGUUUAGAUUCUCCCGUUUGGGCUGUUAAUUUUUUUAUUUCAGUGAAGAGUGUUGCUACUGAACUCCUAACUAUACUGGCAAACUCCGUGCAAUAGAUUUUAUUCGCCACCCACCGCCAUUUUGAGUGUGUUCAUUGUUCAAAGUGGCCGAUGUAGAUAGACUUUCUCCAUUCUCACAUAGCCGCAACUUAUUGUGCUUUAGCACGAAAGGGCACAAUGACAUUUAAUUUCAACCUUGCUGGCAGCGUUGCCUUGGCACUUGACGACUGGUUUCUGCUCCGGUUUUGGUCAUCAAGGCUCUUAUACAUUCAGGUUCUCUGCCUGCUAGUCUAAAGAUGCUCCCUAUCCCCAAAGUCGCCCGCUCCCGCCCCUUGUUUCCCCAAUAUCUUGCAAAUCUGGCGCUUGUUCUCCACAAAGCUUAUUUGACCAUAUCACCUUGCACCUAUCUUCUGGUGCUCUGGUACCUGCCCUCUCUGUCCUGGGGCAAAGGUCCCAUCCCUGGAAACUUGCUACAUCAGACUGCUGGCCAUUUGGGUAGAUUGUAGACAAACA
Leucoraja erinaceus (little skate) is the source of this 1551-nucleotide messenger RNA. It is a transcript of the gene rab4b, whose product is annotated as RAB4B, member RAS oncogene family. Gene Ontology annotation, molecular function: GTPase activity; GTP binding. Bases 17 to 658 code for a protein of 213 amino acids. Lineage: Eukaryota; Metazoa; Chordata; Chondrichthyes; Rajiformes; Rajidae. Gene Ontology annotation, cellular component: endosome. The transcript is spliced from 8 exons. The record is from RefSeq and is a predicted model, not a curated record. Gene Ontology annotation, biological process: Rab protein signal transduction; regulation of endocytosis.